UAUGUGUAUCGAAGGACGUCAUUACGCGGACAUGAGGUCAAUGAAAGACUUAUUAUGAACAAAGAUAAAUUUAUUCAUAGUUUUUAAUAUGGAAAAAGUGUGGUGUGUGUUUUUCGUGUUCCUCAUAUAUAAAACGGUUAUAUUCGCACAAGAAGAAGGUGAAGAAUGUGAAUUAGAUGAAGCUGAUGGGGUGUUCGGAGAGUGUAAACCGUCAUACAUGUGCAGUUACGCCGAUCGACUGAUUAAUAAGGAAAUUAAGCAGCCAACAGUGUGCUUCAUCAGUUCGAGUGGUAUUACAUUUGUAUGUUGUCCCAACACCCCCUACCAGACAGGGAUACUUGGACGAACUUUCUAUGAUUCUAUAAACGGCCGACUGACAUAUGGUGACAUUGACUGUCGCUACACUGGACAAUUCCCGCUGGUGUGCUGCAAAAGAAAACCUAUUACGGCCUCCACAAGACUUAACAAUCGUCUCGGAGAGGACUGCGAUCGUAAAUCUAAUACAAAGACAGCUGAAGCCUGCAAAGCAUGCUACACAUAUCAAAAACCUCGGAGUUCAAACAUAGUCUGUCCAGAGGAGUCGGGCAAUAGGAUUGCUGGGGGCGAGCCAGCUGCGAUUGAGCAAUUUCCCCACAUGGUAGUGUUAGGUACUCGCGUAGAACAAAAGGCAGGUUCGACAUCCCCUGACAUCGUAUGGAUUGGAGCGGGUACCCUUAUAACAGAGACGUUCGUAUUAACAGCAGCACAUGUACUUUAUUCGCCGGAUAACGGUAAAAUCCAGUAUGCUUUGUUGGGAACGUCAAAUAAAAAGGACCUUAGGAAUGGCAUUUUAAGGUAUAUAGUGCAAUGGCUACGACACAAGAUGUAUACAGUUGGCUCACACUACCAUGAUAUCGCAUUAGUCGAGUUGGAUUUUAGGGUACCAAUAUCAAAGUUCAUACGACCGGCAUGCCUACCAGUGGAGGGGAUAGUACCAGACAAAAUCCCCACCCAGAUGACAGUAGCGGGCUGGGGAAGGACCGGCCAGUAUGCUGAUGCUACCCAACAGCUGAUGCAAGGUGACAUGCAAAUUCAAAGCACUCAAGUAUGUCGCAAGGGCCUACGAUCGCGAUACCAUAAUUGGGACCCAAACAUUAUGUUCUGUGCUAAAGCUGAAACAGCUGAUACUUGUUAUGGAGACAGCGGUGGUCCAUUGAUGGCACCUCUUAAAGAAAAUUCAAUGCUCUGUGGAUAUUAUGUGGUGGGGAUAGUGUCAUAUGGUACAGUUUGUGGUGUUAACUCCUCGGGAGCGUACACGAAAGUGACGAACCAAGGCUAUUUAGAAUGGAUAACAAGCACUAUUUGGCCGCAGCCGAGUGUGUGAAAAAAUAAACAAUUGUAAAGUGGUCUAAAACUAGUUCUAUUACCUUUUCUUAUUAGCAAAGGAUUAAAAAGAAAAGUUGAGUUUUAUAUUUUUAUAUUAAAGGGUUAUUAAUGUAGUAGUGGGAUAUAUAAUCAAGUAAAACACUCUUAAAAUUGUAAUAAAACUUUAUUUUCGUCGUACGCUUCGUUUGCUCUUACGUCCUUCGGUUACCCUUCAAAUCCGUCUCCCAUUCGUCUCACUCACACACCCUCUCACUUACACUAUAGUUUUGUUUCAUUUCACACAAAUAAUCUAAUCGUCUUACUUUCCAUUCCCACAUUAAUGUUUUAUAAUAUUACUAGCUUUUACCCGCGACUCUG
Molecule: messenger RNA, 1722 nt
Organism: Papilio machaon (common yellow swallowtail)
Lineage: Eukaryota; Metazoa; Arthropoda; Insecta; Lepidoptera; Papilionidae
Product: venom protease
Exons: 10
Coding region: 89-1363 (424 amino acids)
Biological process (GO): proteolysis
Molecular function (GO): serine-type endopeptidase activity
Source: RefSeq, a predicted model, not a curated record